This is a messenger RNA of Pongo pygmaeus (Bornean orangutan), 5414 nucleotides long. It is a transcript of the gene ZNF594, whose product is annotated as zinc finger protein 594. Gene Ontology annotation, molecular function: RNA polymerase II cis-regulatory region sequence-specific DNA binding; DNA-binding transcription activator activity, RNA polymerase II-specific. Gene Ontology annotation, biological process: regulation of transcription by RNA polymerase II. The coding region runs from base 661 to 3945 and encodes 1094 amino acids. The record is from RefSeq and is a predicted model, not a curated record. The transcript is spliced from 2 exons. Gene Ontology annotation, cellular component: nucleus. Lineage: Eukaryota; Metazoa; Chordata; Mammalia; Primates; Hominidae.
GCGCGCCGCUGGCCCUCCGGAAGUCAGACUCCGCCGGGCUGAGCCGAGCCACGCCAGCGCCGACUGGCGUCGUGGAAGAGUCUGUGCAGAGGUGACACCUGAUCCGGUGGGAGACGGCCAGGGGAGCGCGCGCGGAUUGGCUGGAGCCGACGGGGGUCGGCUGGGCGCGGCGCGAACUGGGAGACCGCAGUCCCGGGGAGCGCACCGGAAGUUCUCGCCUGGCCCAGGCGCGGGGUCCAAGAUGGUGGCGCUAGGAGCCGCGACCCAGUGAUAGCGGCCGUGGAGGGGCCGCCGACCGAGCGGGAGGCUGGGGGUAGCCUGGAGGUGAGACCCCGCUGAGUUUACAGAGCUGGCGGCCGCGGCGCCUGCGUCCUCCGGCAAGCGAGGAGUGGAGCAGAGCUCAUCUGCCUAUGGGGAGAGGCCUGGGGGACCUCAGGAGGAUGUAGGCGCCGGGUGCGCAUGGCUGGGCCUUCUUGCUCUCGGUCGGCUUCUUGGUCUCGGUGUGCCCCAUCCCCGGCCCUGUCCCGCUACUCUUGCCUGUUCCAGUUCCCUCCUGUGGGUACCGCUAACGGCAUCUUCCCGAGGCCCAGAAUCCAUCGUCAGGCAUAAAUUGAUUAUUCCUCGCCCAAAUCUGUGCCAGAUUCUGAACACAGGAAUAAGAUGAAGGAGUGGAAAUCAAAGAUGGAAAUUUCUGAAGAAAAGAAGUCAGCAAGGGCUGCAUCCAAAAAACUCCAAAGACAGAUCACCCAGGAAUGUGAGUUAGUUGAAACCAGUAAUUCUGAGGACAGAUUAUUGAAGCACUGGGUAAGCCCUUUAAAGGAUGCAGUGAGACAUCUCCCUUCCCAAGAGAGCAGUAUCAGGGAAAUGCAUAUUAUCCCCAAGAAAGCCAUUGUGGGAGAGAUUGGCCAUGGAUGUAAUGAAGGAGAAAAAAUACUUUCUGCAGGAGAAAGCUCCCAUAGAUAUGAGGUUAGUGGCCAAAACUUCAAACAGAGGUCAGGAUUAACUGAACAUCAGAAAAUUCAUAACAUAAAUAAGACCUAUGAAUGUAAGGAAUGUGGAAAAACCUUCAACAGGAGUUCAAACCUGAUCAUACAUCAGAGAAUUCAUACAGGAAAUAAACCAUAUGUGUGUAAUGAAUGUGGGAAAGACUCUAAUCAAAGUUCAAAUCUUACUAUACAUCAGAGAAUUCAUACAGGAAAGAAACCUUAUAUAUGUCAUGAAUGUGGAAAAGACUUCGAUCAGAGCUCCAAUCUGGUGAGACAUAAGCAAAUUCACAGUGGUGGGAAUCCCUAUGAGUGCAAAGAGUGUGGGAAGGCUUUUAAGGGAAGCUCAAACCUUGUCUUGCACCAGAGAAUCCACAGUAGGGGGAAGCCAUAUUUAUGCAAUAAAUGUGGGAAGGCUUUCAGUCAAAGCACAGAUCUUAUUAUACAUCACAGAAUUCACACUGGAGAGAAACCCUAUGAAUGUUAUGACUGUGGACAGAUGUUCAGUCAAAGUUCACACCUUGUCACACAUCAGAGAAUUCACACUGGAGAGAAACCCCUCAAAUGUAAUGAAUGUGAAAAAGCCUUCAGGCAGCAUUCUCACCUUACUGAACACCAGAGACUCCACAGUGGAGAGAAACCCUAUGAAUGUCACAAAUGUGGGAAGACCUUCAGUGGGCACACAGCUUUUCUUAAACAUCAGAGAUUGCAUGCUGGAGAGAAACUUGAAGAAUGUGAGAAAACCUUCAGCAAGGAUGAGGAGCUUAGGGAAGAGCAGAGAAUUCACCAGGAAGAGAAAGCUUAUUGGUGUAAUCAGUGUGGUAGGAAUUUCCAGGGCAGCUCAGAUCUCAUCAGACAUCGGGUAACUCAUAUAGGAGAGAAACCAUAUGAAUGUAAAGAAUGUGGGAAAACUUUCAAUCAGAGCUCAGACCUUCUGAGACAUCAUAGAAUUCACAGUGGAGAAAAACCUUGUGUAUGUAGCAAAUGUGGGAAAUCUUUUAGGGGUAGCUCAGAUCUUAUUAGACACCAUCGUGUUCAUACUGGAGAGAAACCCUAUGAAUGUAGUGAGUGUGGGAAAGCCUUUAGCCAGAGGUCACACCUUGUUACACACCAGAAAAUCCAUACUGGAGAGAAGCCCUAUCAGUGCAAUGAAUGUGGGAAAGCCUUCAGGCGGCGUUCCCUCUUUAUUCAACAUCGGAGAAUUCAUAGUGGUGAGAAGCCCUAUGAAUGUAAGGAAUGUGGGAAGCUCUUCAUGUGGCGCACGGCUUUCCUCAAACAUCAGAGCCUGCAUGCUGGAGAGAAACUUGAAUGUGAGAAAACCUUCAGCCAGGAUGAGGAGCUUAGGAAAGAGCAGAGAAUUCACCAGGAAGAGAAAGCUUAUUGGUGUAAUCAGUGUGGUAGGGCUUUCCAGGGCAGCUCAGACCUCAUCAGACAUCAGGUAACUCAUACAGGAGAGAAACCAUAUGAAUGUAAAGAAUGUGGGAAAACUUUCAAUCAGAGCUCAGACCUUCUGAGACAUCAUAGAAUUCACAGUGGAGAAAAACCUUAUGUAUGCAACAAAUGUGGGAAAUCUUUUAGGGGUAGCUCAGAUCUUAUUAAACACCAUCGUAUUCAUACUGGAGAGAAACCCUAUGAAUGUAGUGAAUGUGGGAAAGCCUUCAGUCAGAGGUCACACCUUGCUACACACCAGAAAAUCCAUACUGGAGAGAAGCCCUAUCAGUGCAAUGAAUGUGGGAAUGCCUUUAGGCGGCAUUCCCUCCUUAUUCAACAUCGGAGACUUCAUAGUGGUGAGAAACCCUAUGAAUGUAAGGAAUGUGGGAAACUCUUCAUGUGGUGCACGGCUUUCCUCAAACAUCAGAGACUGCAUGCUGGAGAGAAACUUGAAGAAUGUGAGAAAACCUUCAGCAAGGAUGAGGAGCUUAGGGAAGAGCAGAGAACUCACCAGGAAGAUAAAGUUUAUUGGUGUAAUCAGUGUAGUAGGACCUUCCAGGGCAGCUCAGACCUCAUCAGACAUCAGGUAACUCAUACAAGAGAGAAAUCAUAUGAAUGUAAAGAAUGUGGGAAAACUUUCAAUCAGAGCUCAGACCUUGUAAGACAUCAUAGAAUUCACAGUGGAGAAAAACCUUAUGUAUGCAACAAAUGUGGGAAAUCUUUUAGGAGCAGCUCAGAUCUUAUUAAACACCAUCAUGUUCAUACUGGAGAGAAACCUCAUGAAUGUAGUGAAUGUGGGAAAGUCUUUAGCCAGAGGUCACACCUUGUUACACACCAGAAAAUCCAUACUGGAGAGAAGCCCUAUCAGUGCACUGAAUGUGAGAAAGCCUUCAGGCGGCAUUCUCUCCUUAUUCAACAUCAGAGACUUCAUAGUGGUGAGAAACCCUAUGAAUGUAAGGAAUGUGGGAAACUCUUCAUGUGGCGCACGGCUUUCCUCAAACAUCAGAGACUGCAUGCUGGAGAGAAACUUGAAGAAUGUGAGAAAACCUUUAGCCAGGAUGAGGAGCUUAGGGGACAGCAGAGAACUCACCAGGAAGAGAAAGCUUAUUGGUGUAAUCAGUGUGGUAGGAAUUUCCACGGCAGCUCAGACUUCAUUGGACAUCAGGUAACUCAUACAGGAGAGAAACCAUAUGAAUGUAAAGAAUGUGGGAAAACUUUCAAUCAGAGCUCAGACCUUGUGAGACAUCAUAGAAUUCACAGUGGAGAAAAACCUUAUGUAUGCAACAAAUGUGGGAAAUCUUUUAGGGGUAGCUCAGAUCUUAUUAGACACCAUCGUGUUCAUACUGGAGAGAAACCCUAUGAAUGCCCUGAAUGUGGGAAGGCCUUCAGUCAGAACUCACACCUUGUCAGUCAUCAAAGAAUUCAUACCAGAGAGAAACCAUUUGAAUGUAGCAACUGUGGUAAGGCCUUCAGUGGGCGGACAGCUUUUCUUAAACAAACACCAGAAACUUCACAUUGGAAAGGAAUUUGAGGACUGUAAGAGUCCUCAAUUUGUAGACUGUAAGAGUCUACAAACAGGACCUAUUCUAAUAGGUAGCAGAAACCUAAUGAAUAUAGUAAAACUAGGAAAAGCCUGAUGGAGACCACAUCUUAUUGCACUACAGAUGAGUUUUAUUAGAAAAACCAUGUGAAGGGGGAAAGCAUAGAAAAUACCUACUGGAUUUUUCAAACGUAAGUAUGAUCAAGCGGAAAAGCUAAAAGCUCUUGGACAUAAUCACCUUUUUUUUUUUUUCUGUCUCAGAACUGACACUAGAAUAUGGUCCCGACAAUACAAUUUUUAAAAUUAUUUAUUUUUUAACAUACAAAGAGACGAGGUCUCACUAUGUUGCCCAGGCUGGACUUGAACUCUUGGGCUCAAGCACUCCUCCCUUCUCAGCCUCCCAAAGGGUUGGGAUUACAGGCAUGAGCCACUGCACCAGCCCCAAGGGUCUAAUUACUUGAGAAUGUUUUAGGGGAUGUCUAUCAUUAUUAAAAUCAUUAUAAAUCACUUUGGCAACAACCCCAAAAAUAAAUUAUUCAUGGAAAGAGCCAUUUCAAUCUUGACUUCCUAGUCGAGUGACAAGUUUAAAUGUGGGAAAAAACCCUGUGAAAGUAAGGAGUGUAGGCCAGGCGCGGUGGCUUGUACCUGUAAUCCCAGCACUUUGGGAGGCCAAGGUGGGCAGAUCACGAGGUCAGGAGUUGAUCAUGAGGAGUUACUAUGCCCAGCCAACAUACUAAAACCCCUUCUCUACUAAAAAUACAAAAAUUAGCCAGGCAUGGUGGGGCACGCCUGUAGUCCCAGCUACUUGCGAGGCUAAGGCAGGAGAAUCACUUGAACCUGGGAGGUGGAGGUUGCGGUGAGCCAAGAUCACGCCACUGCUCUCCAGCCUGGGCAACAAGUGCGAAACUCCAUCUCAAAAAAAAAAAAAGUCUAACUCUUUUACUUGUCUUUACAAUGCUGUACAGUGAGAGCUAAUGUUUAUAAGGAUAAACAGGAUACUUAAAAGGAUUUGAAGGUAAUUUAAUUCAGUGGUUUCCAACUUUUUAAUUACCAAGGCCUUCUUUUUACUCCCUUAUGUCCUGUGUUUUAAAAGAUGAGGUUUACCAAACUGCAUUUAUUAAAGAAUUGUAUUUUGCUACAUAAAAGCAUGUACAACAGAAAUCAUGCUUCUGACUGGCACCAUGUAGGCAGACCUAGGUACUAAAAUUCCAGCCCAAAGCAAAUAAUUUACCAUUUUCAUUAGUCUUUUUAUUCCUUUUGUUGGCAAACAUAUCAUCUAUGUUAGGCUUUUUGAAAUAUUAACUAUUACUUGUAAACUCCAGAUUAAAAACUAACCAAUUCAUCUUUGAUGGAGCUUGAAUCAAACUAAGGGUAUUGGACUUUUGAAAGAUUGAAAUUUUUGUUACAGUAUGGAAUGUUUUUAACUGUGAAUGUUGAAAUAAAAGUUAUUUAAGAAUUAC